Ciona intestinalis (vase tunicate) is the source of this 794-nucleotide messenger RNA. Lineage: Eukaryota; Metazoa; Chordata; Ascidiacea; Phlebobranchia; Cionidae. The record is from RefSeq and is a predicted model, not a curated record.
UGUUUCCUACUUAGGUUUUGUACAAUGAAAUAAGUAGAGACAUUUGCCGCUGUUAUAUUUCUCACUAUCUAGUGUUUUAUUAAUAAACUAGGAAAUUAUUUGCCUUGUAAGAUGUCUUUAAGAAGUGGGGCGUCAUCAUUAGAUGAUGAUUUACAAAAACAGAACGCGGAAAAUUGUGAAUCAACUUCUAAAGGGAAACAUUGCGACACUUAUGUUCAUGCACCUAUUGACAACUUUGGAGUAGGAGGGCGGUGGUUUCGUCACAAAUUACUCGAUGGAAUUUUAGUUGGAACUCCAGUCCUCCUUACUAUACAAGAACACAGGAGACCUUACUUGACUUACUUUAUGAAAAUGCUUAGUUUUCUUGGAACAGAGGAUUUCUACACGAUCCUGUUUCUACUUCUCAGCUGGAUUUUCGACGCAAGGCUUGGCCGACUAUUUGGAAUAUUAAUGGGCAUUGGUUUCUACACAACAGGAUAUUUAAAAACCUUAUUAUGUUUACCACGGCCUCCCAGACCACCUGUUAUACCAUUGGAAAAGGCCUAUGACUGGGCCCUACCAAGCCACCAUUCGCUAUUAGGAGUCAUAAUGCCUUGGUACAUUUGGUUGUAUUCAAAAGUUCAUUAUGAGUUAUCUACAAUUGAGAUGGGAGUUGUAUGCACACUUAUUGUUUUAUGUGAGUUUUUAUAUUACUAUGUUUGUAAAUCUGUUUGUAAAGUGAAGUUACAAUGUUUGUUGCAUAGGGAACCUCAUUGAUUAAUGUGGCGAAUGCAAUAUACUUUGGCUCUGCUUGU